Molecule: messenger RNA, 873 nt
Organism: Dictyostelium purpureum
Lineage: Eukaryota; Evosea; Eumycetozoa; Dictyosteliales; Dictyosteliaceae
Exons: 4
Coding region: 1-873 (290 amino acids)
Source: RefSeq, a predicted model, not a curated record
AUGUAUCAAAAAGAUCAAAAAGUAUUUUACGUUACUGGUGCUUCAAAAGGCUUUGGAUUAUCUUUAACCAACCAAUUACUUGAAAGAGGUUUUAAUGUUGCUGCAACUUCAAGAACAAAAGAGCAAUUAAUUAAAGCUGUAAACAGUAAACUUAUCACAGAAGAAAACUUUAUAGCAUUACAAGUAGAUCUUACAUCUGAUGAAUCUGUUAAAAAAUCAAUUGAACAUACCAUUUCUAAAUUUUCUCGUAUUGAUGUUAUCAUUAAUAAUGCUGGAUAUGUUCAAUGUGGUACCAUUGAAGAAUUAAGUGAUAAAGAAGUCAGAGAUAACUAUGAAUGUAACUUGUUUGGUGUUAUCUCUGUAAUUCGUCAUGCUAUCCCUUAUCUUCGUAAAAACAAAUUCUUUGCAAAUGGUCCAAGAAUUAUUAAUAUUAGUAGUAUUGCAGGUUAUAGUGGAGCUUCACCAGCAUUCAGUAUUUAUUCAUCCACAAAGUUUGCUUUAGAGGGUUUAACCGAGGGUUUGAAUGCAGAUUUAAAGGAAUUUGGUAUUCAUGUUUCAUCUGUAAAACCCGGUUAUUUUAGAACAUCAUUCUUUGAAAAAGGUUCAGUUUCCAUUCCAUUAAAUCCAAUUAAUGAAUACACAGCUGUUAGACAAGUUCAAGAUUUACAUGCAAAUCAAAUUAAUGGUAAUCAAGCUGGUGACCCCGAAAAAGGUAGCAAAGUUAUCAUUGAUCAUGCUUUAUCUGAAAACCCAACAGUUCACCUCUUUUUAGGUCCAGAUUCAAUUAAAUAUGCCUAUCUUAAAAUUGAAUCCAUUCAAAAUGAUAUUAAAUUAAACAAUGAAGCUGCAUCCUCAACAGAUUUCACAAACUAA